Penicillium hordei is the source of this 1107-nucleotide messenger RNA. RefSeq lists its product as uncharacterized. The transcript is spliced from 3 exons. The record is from RefSeq and is a predicted model, not a curated record. Bases 1 to 1107 code for a protein of 368 amino acids. Lineage: Eukaryota; Fungi; Ascomycota; Eurotiomycetes; Eurotiales; Aspergillaceae.
AUGGCCGCAAAUACAGAUGAACGGGAUCAAAUACGGGAUAAAAUUGCACAGCAACUUUCCCCCACUCCCUUCGCAUGCUCCUCGCUCACGCGCCUGUCUGGAGGCACGGCCAACUUUGUCUAUCGAGGCACACUUUCCUCAACUGGCCAAUCUGUCGUCAUCAAGCACACCAAGGAUCACUCGGCCUCUAACCCGGAUUUUAAAAUCGAUGUCACAAGAUGUCACUUCGAGGAAGCCAUUCUUCAAGCUCUCGAUGGCCUGGCAAUGUAUACAAAUGGCAAAAUAACCGUCAGAACACCGCGCUUAUUAGACUUCAAUCGGGAAACAAAUACCCAGGUGUUUGAAGAUCUUCCAAAUUCAAUUGAUCUGAAGAACUUCCUGCUCUCAAAGGUUUCUCAUGACUUGUCCGAAUCCUCAGGGCGAGCCUUGGGCAGUGCCCUUGGAUCCUGGCUGAGAUUGUUUCACCAUUGGACGGCUGAAGAACAACAAAUAGAAUCUACAAAAAUUCUUGGCGAGAACAAAGUCAUGAAAGAUUUGAAAUUCUGGGUGAACUAUACUAUGCUGCUGGACACCAUUGAAAAUUUCCCCGAUAUUCUAGAGGGAAAUCGUGACAUUUUCGAGAAGAUUCGUGACCUCGCUGCAGCAGAGCUUGAGCAACGGAGCCACGAUAAUGGAUAUGGAGUUAUUCACGGUGACUUUUGGACUGGAAAUGUUCUUCUUCCAAACGUCCCUCUCACUGAUCAAUCUCCGACAAUUAUGUUCAUUGUCGAUUGGGAAAUGUCGCAGAUUGGAAGCCGCGCGUUAGACUUGGGUCAAAUGAUUGCUGAGCUGUAUGAAACAAAGCUGUUCAAAAAUGUGGACGGUGGAGUGUGGAUUAUUCAAGGGUUCUUGGAGGGAUAUGGGGCCCUUGACAAUGAAAUGGCAUUCCGAACUGCGAUCCACGUUGGUGUGCACCUGGUUUGCUGGGGAAGUAGAGUCCCUGGAUGGGGCACUCAAAAGCAAAUUGAGGAGGUGGUGAAGUUGGGAAGAGAUUUGAUCGUCUACGGCUGGAGAAAGGAUAAGGCCUGGUUCGCGAAAGGCACUCUUAGUUGCCUGUUUAAGGGUUAA